GUUCCGAUCUUCCUUCCACCAUUCACCCCAACAUCCUUUAACACCACGACCCGUAACACAAAAUGGCUGCACCGGAGCAUGUUUUUCCAGCUUCUAAGCUCGGAGAAUACACAGUUCUUAAGGAUAUCGCAGAAGGCACUUUUGGCGUCGUCAGAAUGGCCGUUCAUACAGUGACAAACCACGUUGUUGCCAUGAAAUAUAUUUCAAAAGCUGCGAUAUCCCGAGAAAAGACUAAAAAUCGUGUAAAGAAGGAGUACGACUACAUGAGAUUGUUAAAGCAUCCUCAUAUAAUCAAGCUCUAUGAAGUCAUUAAUACUCCAACUGAUGUCGUUUUUGUUCUCGAAUACGCUGGAGGCGAAUUAUUCAACUAUAUCGUGCAAAACGGGCGGAUGGAAGAGAAGCGUGCCCGCCGCUUUUUUCAACAAAUAAUCUCCGGAAUCGAAUAUUCUCACCGGCUCAAGAUUGUUCAUCGAGAUCUAAAGCCCGAGAACGUGCUUUUGGAUGAUGGCUUGAACGUGAAGAUUGCUGAUUUUGGUCUAUCAAACGAAAUCAGCGACGGUGAUUUCCUUUCGACUAGCUGUGGAAGCCCUAACUAUGCUGCUCCCGAAGUCAUCCGUGGGGCCGUCUAUGCUGGCCCAGAAAUUGAUGUCUGGAGCUCAGGAGUGAUUCUCUAUGUGAUGCUUUGCGGACGGUUACCGUUUGAAGAUGAAGAUGUUCAGGUUUUGUUUCAAAAGAUCAGCCAGGGAACGUACUCUAUACCGCACCAUGUAUCGCCUGAAGCCCGAAGCCUCAUCGCCGCCAUGCUAGCGGUUGACCCCGUGAAGCGCAUCACCAUCCCGGAAAUCAUAGAUCACCCAUUUUUCCAAAAGGAUCUUCCUCGGUACCUCAAGCCGUUACCUCCAAAACCUUUCCCCCUUUUAGGAACGCUGUCGUCGUUAGUCAGCCCGCCCAUCCACCCCGUGGACUUUGAGAUUAUUCCAGAGUUCGGGCGAGUUGAAGAGGAUGUUGUAGAUGACCUAGUCGAAAGGAUUGCAGGUGUAACAAAGGAGGAUAUCAAGGCAUGCUUACGAAGGGAUGAUGGGAUCAAUGGAAACGUCGUCAAGGUUGCUUACAUGCUGUUAAGGGACCAGCGUCGACAGGGCAAAGAUAUGUCUUAUUAUGCUGAAUUAGAGCGCGACGCUGAGCUUGCUGCGCUGGAUCCUCGUAACGCCAUCUCACCUGGUGCACUAUCGCCAAGUGGACGUGACGUGGAUGAAAAUCCGUUUGAAACCAACUUUGCCGAGGCAGAAGACCUGGACGAGUAUGAGCUAGAGCUUGGAGGUUACGAUUCUAAUCCCGAUGUGAGCACCUUUGCGGUGCUUAACUCUUCGCUCCCCGAUCGUCCGGUCGAGCAACAGCAUCACCUUUCUUCAUACGUUUCAGCAAAACGUUCGGCUGGAUCAAGCGGAGGUCGUCGUCACCGCCAAGGUGAUCAACAUCGCACAAAAUGGCAUUUCGGGAUACGGAGUCGAAGUCCUCCCAUGGAAAUUGUAUUGGAAAUAUACAAAACGCUCAAGGUGCUAGGAAUGGAGUGGUUGGAGAAGAAAACACUAGGUGGAUUAGGAGGGGUGAAAACAAAGAUAGUGAAAGGGGAAGAUGGGUCGGUCAAAAUUGACAGAGUAAAAAGGUUGGAUGGAUUAGGAGAAGUGGACCUUCGUCUCGCGAGCAGUAUUUAUUUUAUAGAGACACGAACCCGGGUACAAGAUGUCGUCGUUUUGAUGAACCUCCAGCUGUACAUGGUGGACGCCGUCAAUUACCUCGUUGACUUUCACCAUAAGAAAUCUUAUAAAGCUUCUUUUGCGCAAGGGGCGGGUCAAUUCGAUAUGGCUGUCCAACCUGCCCCUAUAAUUGACUCGGCUGAGAAGGAUGCGGCCAAGGAGAUGGAAGUUGUUUCGCCGUACGUGUUCAUGGAUGUUGCGUGUAGAUUAAUUUUGGAGUUGGCUGGCGGAGGCGAGUAGAGCUGUAUUAAUCCUAAUCUUGUUUUUUCUAUCCAAUUGUUAUCCAGGACUGUUGUACCACCUCCGAAGUCGGAAAGUAACUGUACCUAUAUUAUGUCCAUGUAUAUCUCUAACUAUAUUUGUAUACUUUCACGUCAUUCAUGAAAUGUUGCUUUGCGUCGAUAUCCAAGAAGGGGACCAUGCA
Molecule: messenger RNA, 2181 nt
Organism: Lentinula edodes (shiitake mushroom)
Lineage: Eukaryota; Fungi; Basidiomycota; Agaricomycetes; Agaricales; Omphalotaceae
Product: snf 1
Exons: 7
Coding region: 63-1997 (644 amino acids)
Biological process (GO): protein phosphorylation; intracellular signal transduction
Cellular component (GO): cytoplasm
Molecular function (GO): protein serine/threonine kinase activity; ATP binding
Source: RefSeq, a predicted model, not a curated record